Propithecus coquereli (Coquerel's sifaka) is the source of this 1236-nucleotide messenger RNA. It is a transcript of the gene ZBTB8A, whose product is annotated as zinc finger and BTB domain containing 8A. Gene Ontology annotation, biological process: regulation of transcription by RNA polymerase II. The transcript is spliced from 2 exons. The record is from RefSeq and is a predicted model, not a curated record. Lineage: Eukaryota; Metazoa; Chordata; Mammalia; Primates; Indriidae. Gene Ontology annotation, molecular function: protein binding; RNA polymerase II cis-regulatory region sequence-specific DNA binding; DNA-binding transcription factor activity, RNA polymerase II-specific. The coding region runs from base 1 to 1236 and encodes 411 amino acids.
AUGGAGAUCUCCUCUCAUCAGUCUCACCUCCUGCAACAAUUGAAUGAACAGCGCAGACAAGAUGUAUUUUGUGAUUGCAGUAUUCUAGUCGAAGGGAAGGUCUUCAAAGCACAUCGAAAUGUAUUAUUUGCUAGUAGUGGCUACUUUAAAAUGCUUCUUUCUCAGAAUUCAAAGGAGACAAGUCAGCCAACCACAGCUACCUUUCAGGCUUUCUCCCCUGACACUUUUACAGUUAUCCUGGACUUUGUCUAUUCUGGCAAACUAUCUCUUACUGGUCAGAAUGUCAUAGAAGUGAUGUCCGCUGCUAGCUUCCUUCAGAUGACUGAUGUCAUUAGUGUAUGUAAGACUUUUAUUAAAUCUUCGUUAGAUAUUAGUGAGAAAGAAAAAGAUCGCUAUUUCAGUCUCUCAGAUAAAGACGCCAACUCUAAUGGCAUAGAACGUUCCUCUUUUUAUAGUGGUGGUUGGCAAGAAGAAGGCAGUUCUCCACACUCUCACCUAAGCCCAGAGCAAGGAACGGGUAUAAUAAGUGGAAAAUCCUGGAGUAAGUAUAAUUAUCAUCCAGUCUCCCAAAGGAAUACUCAACAACCUUUGGCCAAACACGAACCAAGGAAAGAUUCCAUUAAAAAGGCCAAACAUUUGAGAUUGUCACAGCCUUCUGAAGUUGCUCAUUAUAAGUCAAGCAAACGAGAAGCACGAACAUCCGACUCUUCCAGCCACGUUUCCCCAUCUGAAGAACAAGCACAAAUUGAUGCUGAAAUGGACUCUACUCCUGUUGGCUAUCAAUAUGGUCAAGGAUCUGAAGUCACAUCCAGAAGUUUUCCAGUUUGUGAACUGGUACCUAAAAUAUCAAACUGUCCUGCUUUUGAAAAAUCUCUUUUUAUCACUAUUUCAAUCUCUACACAGAUCCACCAGGCGUGUAAACUCAUCUGCAGAAAAUGCAAACGCCACGUGACUGAUCUGACAGGGCAAGUGGUACAGGAGGGAACCAGGCGCUACAGACUGUGUAAUGAGUGCCUUGCCGAAGUUGGCAUAGACAGCCUCCCCAUUGAUUUGGAAGCUGAGCAACAUCUUAUGUCCCCAUCAGAUGGAGAUAAGGAUUCCAGAUGGCACUUGAAUGAAGAUGAGAAUAGAUCCUAUGUGGAGAUUGUAGAGGAUGGGUCUGCUGAUCUGGUCAUCCAACAGGUUGAUGAUAGUGAAGAAGAAGAAGAAAAGGAAAUAAAGCCCAACAUUAGGUAG